AUUCGAUUUUUGGACACUUUAAUUAUGUUUCCAAAUGAGGGCGUGACAAAAAUGUAAAAAUAUAGGCAAAGAACGCUACUAAAGCAAAUAUGAAUGGAGGUGCACUGAAGAAAAGGUAUAUCUUGAUUAGAUGGAAUGAGAAAAUUUACAGAUUAAUACUUAAUCGCAUAUUUAUGAUACAGAGCUAUAGUCUUUGUACAAUUUUGAUUAUAACUCUGUUAAUUUAAAACAGAAGUACGAUAAAUUUAGUGAGUUACCAAUUGAACAUAGCAAAGCGGAAUAAUAUAUCUUCUCAAUUACCCUUGAAUUACUGUGUGUAUAUUUUUCCCAUUUAAAAAUUAUUGAUUUCCGAUUUGUCAAAUUUCUGUUUAAGCCUGAGCAUCACAGUAGGCAUUGAUGGCCGACUUUAUAAUAAUUUAUUAGCAGAUGCCAAGCUAAUAGGAACUUACUUUAGUAUGCUUGAAGGAGAAAUUUAAUAUUUAAAUAUCAGUCAUUGAACGAAUAACUGCAGUAGUGCCAGCAUAUCCGCAACAUAUGUUUCCAAAAUUGAUCCAAGUCAUAACUGUUGUUUCAUUUAGGUGGAGGCAGUAUUUAUUCAUAUAUUGUUUUCAAAGUGGCGGUUUGCAACGACACAGCGAGAGCAUUUUUAAUAUUAAAAUCAAACAGCCUAUAAGUACUAAUCAUAUUGAGUUUCAUUAUAAUUCCUUGAACAGGCUGAUGGUUUAUUUGACAAUAACCUUUCUCUUAUUUGGAGUUCCUGCAAUAAUUUACGCAGCGCAAGAUAAAACCAAGAACAGUCAUGAUAUGCUCGGAGAGUGGCACGACUUUUGGGUGCUGAAAUUAAUUAUGAAUUUAGUUGGAUAUUCAAGCAUUGUUCUUCCAGGAUGUAUUCUUAUAUACUAUUUAAAAAAGACUAAUUAUAUUGAGAGAGGAAAUAAUAAAUUUCUCAUUCAUUUUGUUCGCUCGUUCAUUUAUGGACAAGAGCAAUCAAUAGAGGAAAGUACCAGAGCUCAAGAACAACUUAAAAAAACCUCCUUUGGCAGAAAGGCUUUUUGGAUUAUUAUUUGUGCAACGGGGUUGCAAUUGUCUUAUUUAUCUUGGGGUCUUUUACAAGAAAGAAUUAUGGCCUAUAAAUAUGGAGAAACAGUAGAUUUUAAAGGGGAAAACUUUAAAAAUUCUCAAUUUUUGGUGUUUAUGAAUAGAAUAUUUGCAUUUGUAACUGCUUGCUUAGUUUGUAUUGUAAGAAAACAGCCAAGACAUUUAGCACCAAUCUAUAAAUACUCCUAUGCAUCUUUUUCUAACAUAAUGAGUUCAUGGUUUCAAUACGAAGCUUUAAAAUAUGUAAGUUUUCCAAUGCAAGUUAUGACUAAAGCUUCAAAAAUAAUACCAGUUAUGGCUAUGAGCAAGAUCGUUUCCAACAAAACUUACAAGCUACAUGAAUAUAUAUUAGCUCUUUUUAUAUCCAUUGGAUUAUUUCUCUUUAUAUUUGCAACUAAAGAUGCCGUAAAGGGAUAUUCGUCCACAACCACUUUUGCAGGGGUUGUACUCUUGCUGGGUUAUGUUAUUUUUGACUCAUUUACAUCAAAUUGGCAGUCGAAACUGUUCAAAACCCACAAAAUGUCUUCUGUACAAAUGAUGGCUUGCGUUAAUCUAUUUAGUGUCAUAUUUACAUCUGUAACGUUGCUGGAACAAGGAGGAUUUACAGAAGCAGCAUCUUUUAUGUUUCGUUACGAAGUUUUUGCAUUUCACGUUCUUUUAUUAGGUGUUUGUGGAGCUGUUGGACAAUUAUUUAUAUUUAAAACGAUUGAUGAAUUUGGACCAGUUGUAUUUACUUUAAUAAUGACCAUACGUCUAGCCUUAUCCAUUUUAUUAUCAAGCCUAUUUUACGGCCAUCCAAUUACUCCUAUUGGAUCAUUGGGAAUUGUUAUAGUUUUCUUUUCAAUAUUUGUAAAUGUUUAUAUCAACCAAAAAAAGAAAAUAGAGAACAAAGCCGAAUCUGAGAACAUAACUAAGACUUAGAAUAUAGCCAAAAUUAAAUUCUUAAUGUUUUAAAUUAAGUUUUGUUGAAUUGAUAAGAAAAAUCUCUGAUUAUUUAUUUAAAUAACUUUAUGUUGUUUUUGUUGUUUUUUUUUGUUUUUUCUUUUUUUUUCUUUUUUUUUGAAUCUCCUACAGCAAAAAAAUUUAUUUUGGAGGAAAAAGAGAAGAUAAAGAUCUAGGAUAUGAAAUUAUUUUUGAAAAAAAUGAAAUAUUCACCUAUAUAUUUGUAUAACACAAUUUUUAGAUACUAUAAAGAAUAAAGCCUGAAUUAAAGAGAUAUGUUCUUAUGUUGAGUUUUAAAUUGAAAAGGAAAUCAUGUAAACUUUAAAUAUUUCAAUGAAAAAAUAAUGGGGCAUUAUAACUGCAGCAGUGAUUGUGGUGGUGGCGGUUAGUUGGUUGGUUGGUUUUAAUUGUGGUUAAGCGUAGAAGUGAUAUAGAUUGUAAAAAGAAAAAAAAAUUACAACUACUCAAUAUAGCUGCUUAGACAAAAAGAAAACAAUAUAUCAAACAGUCAAGUUGACGACCUUUUUAUGUCUUGACUUCUUUUUUUAAGUACAGCUUAGCUAAAGCAAAUGACUAAAAUGUUUUUUCUUUUUUUGUUUAAUGAACUGAGUUAUGUAAAUAUAUUCGUUUAUGCAAACUCAAAAAAUCAGUUUGUCUCUAUAUACUUAAACAAAUCAAAAAUAAAACUAUUUAAAACUUUU
Molecule: messenger RNA, 2741 nt
Organism: Dimorphilus gyrociliatus
Lineage: Eukaryota; Metazoa; Annelida; Polychaeta; Dinophilidae
Source: the annotation of a GenBank genome assembly